AUGUCUUCGCCUGCUGCUGGAGCAGCACUCGCGAGUACAGUGACCUCGGCUGCUGCCCUCGGUUUCGUCCCUGUUGCGGUUUACUUUAAGCUCUUCGAUAUCUUGGCGGAUCUCGACAAACCUGUGAGCGGCCAAGAUGUCUUGACGGCCCUCCAAAAUUCGUCCGAUGAUAAAACUAGAAAGGAUGUACCAUGUUUACGUUUGAUUCAGGACACGCUGUAUGCCAUGUCCGGUCUAGGCUUUGUCGAGUUUGCCGGGGAGAAUCUGUACCGUGCCAAUGCCAUCACGAAGCAUCUGGCUGCCACGCCUUCUGCUCAACAUGGAGCAGUGCACUUUACAACGGAAGCCCUUCUUGCCGGUGCCUUUCUGAUGCGAAAGCUCGAGUCAGAAAACUUUCAGUAUCCUUUCAAAGAGCGGGAGACUCCGUUUCAGUUUGCCUACAAAUCAAUGGGCCACGAAGAGCUCGCCAAGGAACAUGCUUAUUCUAUUAUGGCUGCAGAGAGCCGCAUGGACAGUUUCAAUCAUUUCAUGGUGGGCAAGUUUAUGAAAACAAGUACCGCUCCUGACCGUGUCCGAGCCUUAGGGUACGACCUGGAAUCGGUCCUUAACGAUGCACAAGGUUCCACUCCGCUGACUAUGGUGGACAUCGGCGGAGGCCGCGGGGAGAUGCUGCUCGAUUUCAAGGCAGCAUUUUCUCAGCUUCAGGCUUCUGACCUGAUCGUCCAAGAGUUCAAUCAUGAUAUUACCGAUAUCCCUGGGGUCACCCUGGCUACCUGGAACUACAAGGACGAAAGUCCGCAACCGAUCAAGGGGGCGCUGAUUUACCAUUUGGCUCAUAUUCUUCACAACCUUCCGGACCUAGAAGCCUUGCGCCUGUUAAAGAAGAUAUCGGAGGCCAUGGCUCCUCACUCGCGAUUGCUGAUCCACGAGUAUGCGAAGAAUGCCAAUUACGCGAAGAUGCACGCCGCUAUGGUUGCCUUGUAUGGAGGCCGAGAGAGAAGCUCGGCCGAAUGGCAUCAAAUGGCCGACUUGGCUGGGCUUCGGGUGGCAUUCGAGGCUUAUCCGCCAUUUGGAGAGGGCUUGAUUGAAAUGAGGAAGCUGGAAAGUUCUGUUUAG
Messenger RNA from Aspergillus thermomutatus, 1116 nucleotides. RefSeq names its product putative O-methyltransferase. The transcript has 5 exons. Gene Ontology annotation, molecular function: O-methyltransferase activity. Bases 1 to 1116 code for a protein of 371 amino acids. The record is from RefSeq and is a predicted model, not a curated record. Lineage: Eukaryota; Fungi; Ascomycota; Eurotiomycetes; Eurotiales; Aspergillaceae.